UUUAGACUAUCCACGUGCCGCAUCGACGAAGCCCCAAGCUACGCGGCGAUAUCGUACACAUGUGGUCAGGACACCGAAACGCAAGGGAUCCGCGUCGAUGGAAAACGUUUCUCUGUGAAGCCCAACCUGUGGUCAUGCCUCCACUACGUGACAAAAGAUCCACGAUGGGACUACUUCUGGGUCGAUGCUAUCUGCACCAAUCAAUUCAACGAUGCAGAGAAGUCUUGA
This is a messenger RNA of Baudoinia panamericana UAMH 10762, 228 nucleotides long. RefSeq lists its product as uncharacterized. Lineage: Eukaryota; Fungi; Ascomycota; Dothideomycetes; Mycosphaerellales; Teratosphaeriaceae. The annotation marks the transcript as partial. The transcript has a single exon. The record is from RefSeq and is a predicted model, not a curated record.